UAUUAUUACAAGGAGCCUUGCGAAGCGGUGGAACGCUAUAUAGACUUCGCGAAGAGUGUCGACGACAAGAAAAAGGUUGCCAUGAAAGCAGGAACCGAGGAAUAUAUCGAACUUCCAAUAACCAAGAACACAGUUUAUGUGAUGCGUCCCACAAUCUAUCCAGUGCGGUACAAAGAACAAAGUUUCAGCAAUAUCGGCUACAACUCUAGUGGGCGAAAAAGCAGGAUUCCUGUGAAGUCAGCCGCAACCGUUCUGCAGUCCAAGGUGAAAAGUUCCGGCAAUAUCACCCACAACCCUAGUGAAGGAAAGAGCAGGAUUCCUGUGAAGUCAGCCGCAACCGUUCUGCAGUCCAAGGUGAAAAGUUCCGGCAAUAUCACCCACAACCCUAGUGAAGGAAAGAGCAGGAUUCCUGUGAAGUCAGCCGCAACCGUUCUGCAGUCCAAGGUGAAAAGUUCCGGCAAUAUCACCCACAACCCUAGUGAAGGAAAGAGCAGGAUUCCUGUGAAGUCAGCCGCAACCGUUCUGCAGUCCAAGGUGAAAAGUUCCGGCAAUAUCACCCACAACCCUAGUGAAGGAAAGAGAAGGACUCCUGUGAAGUCAGCCCCAACCGUUGUGCAGUCCAAGGUGAAGAGCUUCAGCAAUAUCAGCCACAAACCUAGUGGGGGAAAGGUUAAGAUAGUACACCGGAAGCUCGACUACAGUAAUGUGAAGGCCAAGGUCAACACAGGGAGCAUCACGAAAUAA
This is a messenger RNA of Cryptotermes secundus, 744 nucleotides long. Its product is annotated as microtubule-associated protein 4-like. Gene Ontology annotation, biological process: microtubule cytoskeleton organization; neuron projection development. NCBI's taxonomy places the organism in Eukaryota, Metazoa, Arthropoda, Insecta, Blattodea, Kalotermitidae. The annotation marks the transcript as partial. Gene Ontology annotation, cellular component: neuron projection. The record is from RefSeq and is a predicted model, not a curated record. Gene Ontology annotation, molecular function: microtubule binding. The transcript is spliced from 2 exons.